AUGGCAGCAGAUCCUUCAAAUCCGCCAAACGUUCCAGGUGGAUGGUUAGCGAAAUACGAUGAAAAGUAUAAGACCUUUUUCUAUGUAGACUUAUCAACCAAGAAGUCUCAGUGGGAGGCGCCAGAUGGAACUACAUUUGGAAAGAAGGAAGGCGAAUCGGCUCCUCCAGCAUACUCGCCAUCUGGAUCGAGCUCAAAGCCAACCCCAUCCCCACAACCUUCGACUGGCCAAUCUGCUGAUGGAAGAGGGCUCUUCAGCCAUAAGCAACACCAGCAGUACCCACCACAACAGCAAUAUGUCCAGCAGUCGGGCUACGGGGGUGGAUAUCCUCCACAACAGGGCUACGGUGGCUAUCCUCCACAACAGGGCUACGGUGGCUAUCCUCCACAACAGGGCUACGGUGGCUAUCCUCCUCAACAAGGCUACGGUGGCUACCCCCCACAGGGCUACGGAGGCUACCAACAACCUCAAAGGCAGAGCAGAUUUGGUGGUGGUGGUAUGGGUAUGGGAGGAGGAAUGGCCAUGGGUGCGCUCGGUGGUUUAGCCGGUGGAAUGCUUCUCGGAGAAAUGAUGGAAGAUCACCUGGAUAACAUGGCGUACCAAGACGGUUACCAAGACGGUGCUGACUUUGACGGUGGUGACGGUGGAGGAGGAGACUUCUAA
This is a messenger RNA of Dujonia railenensis, 663 nucleotides long. The record is from the annotation of a GenBank genome assembly. Lineage: Eukaryota; Fungi; Ascomycota; Pichiomycetes; Serinales; Debaryomycetaceae.